AAACUUUGUCCAUUUAAACUCCCCUCCAGUUCCUGGGAUAUUAUCAGAGCCAAUGUCUACGCCCUACAGGCCUGGCUAAUCGCUAUGAUUACUAAUGGCGACUAUUGACACAUCCUCUCACGCCGCCAGAGGAAUAACAAUGAUGAUGUCAUUUUUCCCGCCCAUAUCCUCUCUCGUAUAUUGUAGCGCGGUGACGACACUCAGCCACGCCCACUCAGUCACAGACUUCCUUUUCCUUUCCUAGGGCUGCGCCUCUUUUCCUCAUAGCCAUCUGAUAGCGAAUCCCUCUUUCCCUGCCAACCAAUCAGGGAACUACAUUAUUCAUACGCUCGCCGCCCCAACCAAUCAUUAGCCUCCUCAGUCUCUGGGCCGGGAAAUAGGGGUGUGGCCGCUCGAGUCUGGGGAAACAAAGAGAGGAAAAAAGGCGAGCGGCCGGGCCCCUGUGUUGUAGAAAUUAACGGGGCCGGUGCGGCGGGGUUGGAUUUCCGAGUAGCGGGGCUGCGGCAGGAUGAGGUUGUGUGUCCGGGGGAAGAGGCGCCAGUGACCGCCCGAGUCUCCCUCAGCUCUUUGUGCCGCGAGCGCAACAUGCCGGGAGGAGCCUCCUGGAGAGCCGGGGCCGAGCUGUUGCUGCUGGAGCCCGAGGAGAUGAGGUUGAGGCUGGCCACGCUGAGUCUGGAGGAGGAGGACGAGGAGAGGCCGGGGGAGGAGGAUGCGGAGGAGGCAGCGGCUCUGCUCAUGGGCGGUGCGGGGUGUCAGGCCGCUUUUCCCCCAGGGAGUGCGGAGCGGACCGGCCGCAGGAAGAGCGUCAAUACCAAUGAACUGGUGCCCGUGCCCAGCUCUGAGCAUGUGGCGGAGAUAGUGGGGCGUCAGGGUUGCAAAAUCAAAGCUCUGAGGGCCAAGACAAACACUUAUAUAAAGACACCGGUCCGUGGGGAAGAGCCAGUAUUCGUGGUUACUGGAAGAAAAGAGGAUGUAGCCAUGGCUAAAAGGGAAAUCCUUUCAGCUGCCGAACACUUUUCUAUGAUAAGAGCAUCUCGCAACAAAAAUGCCCCCCCUGUGGGCAACGUACAGUGUGCCCCAAACCUACCAGGUCAAACUACAGUUCAGGUGAGGGUACCUUACCGAGUCGUUGGUCUUGUUGUUGGUCCGAAGGGAGCUACAAUUAAACGGAUACAGCAACAGACACACACUUACAUAGUCACUCCAAGCCGUGAUAAAGAGCCAGUCUUCGAAGUAACCGGGAUGCCGGAAAACGUAGAUCGCGCACGUGAGGAAAUAGAGAUGCACAUAGCCAUGCGCACUGGCAAUUUCAUCGAGCUUAAUGAUGAAAACGAUUUCCACUAUAAUGGUACCGACGUGAGUUUUGAAACUGGAAACAUGGCCUCUGCAUGGCUGAGUGCACAUCCAACUGCUCCCAGCCGGAAUAGAAUGAUCUCCAACUACAGAAAUGAUAGCUCCAGUUCUCUGGGUAGCGGCUCCACUGAUUCCUUUUUGGGAAAUAGCAGAUUGGCUGAUUUUAGUCCUUCAAGUCCCUUCAGCACAGGCAGUUUCUGGUUUGGAGAAACCAAUCCCCCUAUGGGAUCAGAAGAUCUAAGUGAUGCAUCUGCUUUUGACCAAAUACCAUCAUCUUCUGAAACCAUCUGGGCACCCUUUGAUACAGGAAACUCACUCUCUGCUUAUGGUGGUGAUGCCGGCACAAAAUCUCAACGUAGAGGAAGUCUGUCUCCGACCUUCCCUGAGAAUGUGGAAUAUUCCCUAACGAAAAGUUUUCGAAGUGACCUUUCAAGCACAAGCGAGCCAGGUCAUCCUAUCUACAUCCCUGCGUUCUCCAACGGCAGCAACAGCUAUUCUUCUUCCAAUGGCGGAUCCACCUCCAGUUCGCCGCCUGAGACAAGACGGAAGCACGACUGCGUUAUCUGCUUUGAUAAUGAGGUUAUUGCUGCCCUGGUUCCAUGUGGCCACAACCUUUUCUGUAUGGACUGUGCCAACAAGAUCUGUGAGAAAGAGUUCCCGUUGUGUCCUGUGUGCCAGUCCCAGGUCAAUCAGGCAAUCCAGAUACACUCCUAAUUGUGCAAAUAUACACCCACUCGCACAAGUGUAUGGAGGAGAGCAUGGGUUAGGCUACAGUUAGUAAAUUUGCUGCUACCCCACUAUAAAUGAGGGUGGAUAAGCUGUUGGACAAGGAGGGUGGUUUAGAGGAUGUUUGUUGGUGUUUAGAAUAUGGUAAAUUAUGAUUUACAGAUCUAGUUUACAUUCUUAGUAUGGAAUAUUAUGUUUACAGAGAACAAACAUCAGUUUUUUAAAAGAUAUUUCACUGCCUUUUUAUAUUCCUUUAUCACAAAGGAACGACACACGACAACAGGUACACUUCUAAUCCGUCUAAUGCUACAGUAUUGACUAUAUUGCCUAGUUAUGUUGCUAUUACGGUGUACGAGCAGGUCACCUAACUGUGCAAAACUACCACAGGGACGUCAAAGCCAGCCAAAACCAUUAACUGUAGUCGCUUGUUCAAAUGAGACGGUUAUUAGUACGACACUUGUGGGCCUUUAGGGGUGUUCAAAUGCACAAGCUCUGGCUAAUGUAGAGGAUUUGACAUUCCAUUGAUUAGUCUGAUGAAGUUUAUCGUUUUACGCAAUUUAAAUUAAUUGUAAAUGUGAAUGAAUUUUAUGAGCCACCCACGACUCAAACACUACUUUUAAUUUAGGCAAGGGAUGGACUGUGCUUCGGAGGCUUUGCACCCAUGAAACUUAAGGUGGCCAUAGACGCACAGAUAUCGUACGGAGCAAUUUUUCGUGCGGUAUUCAGUGCGUGUAUGGUGGGAAAAGAGCCGACUGAUAUUGGCAGAAGACGUGGAUAUCGGUUGGCUCAUUGAUUGGGCUGGAUGGAAAAUUUUGAUCGGGUGCCUUUGAAGGGACCCAAACAUCGGCCAUUGCAAGUGCUGAAUCGUCAAAUACAGGUAGAAUUCUAUUGUUUCUACCUGUGUAUCUGACAAUUUAGCUCUACACGUGUGUAAUGAAACUAGCAAUCUUUCUUGGAAAGAUCUUUUCCAGGAAAGAUCGUAAUUGUUACGUCUAUGGCCACCUUUACAGCCUGCGUAGAAGAUACGAGGACAGGGCAUUUUUACUUCCCUAGUCUAUCGUGGUUCUAAACAGUUAGUCCCAAGCCCCACUGAUGUUUUCAGCCUGUGGAUGUCUUUCGUUUACGCCUUUCAGUACGUUUUUAAGUGUUUGCAUCAAAUAUGCAGAACGGGAUCUCCCUCUGGAUUUUCUAGUAAUAUUUUUGAAAGUUUUUUUUUUUUUUUCCAAGGUAAUUUUAUUUUCCACGGUAACACAAAUUAAAGUUAAGUCUGUGUACUGACAAGUAAAUAUAUAUAGAUAUAUAUAGAAAAAUCUUUAUUUUUAUUUCCACUUGAAGUUACAUUUCGUAAAAAAAGAAGUUUACAAAUUUUUUUUUUUUCAGUAUACAAAUUGCCUUGAUGGCAUAUUAUAAUGUAAUGCAAACCUUUACUGCUAAUUGCUUGUAGACUAGUUGCGUCAGUAUUGAACCUUUUAACCUGUAGCUGCCGUUGUACGCACAAAUGUUCGGCAAGCAUGUAUUUUAUAUUAUUAAGCAUUGUACACGGCAACUAACAAAGCCAAGGAACUAACCUAUUAUAUCAGCAGCGUGUAAAAUAUAUAUAUAUAUAUAUAUAUAUACACAUGCUACAGAAGCUACGAUGACGAUAUACAGUAUCAAUAUACAAUAUAGUUUAGUAUUUGCUAACUUUACUACACUUUUGUUAUGUAUAUGUAGGAACAUAAUAGGGAAUAUAAAUUCAGUAUGAGUAAAGGUUUUAAAAAAAAAAAACAUAUAUUUUAUGAUAAAGGGCCUUUAACUUAUUAUGGCCAAAGCACUGAUAUAUAUUUGCUGUAAAGAGAAUUAUAAGAGUUUUAUUUUUCGGAUAUUAAAAGUUAAUAAAGACUUGUUUCCAUUAACUUAUAUUUGA
This is a messenger RNA of Xenopus laevis (African clawed frog), 3985 nucleotides long. It is a transcript of the gene mex3c.L, whose product is annotated as mex-3 RNA binding family member C L homeolog. The transcript is spliced from 2 exons. Gene Ontology annotation, cellular component: nucleus; cytoplasm. Gene Ontology annotation, molecular function: nucleic acid binding; RNA binding. The coding region runs from base 586 to 2067 and encodes 493 amino acids. NCBI's taxonomy places the organism in Eukaryota, Metazoa, Chordata, Amphibia, Anura, Pipidae. The record is from RefSeq and is a predicted model, not a curated record.